Molecule: messenger RNA, 1356 nt
Organism: Trypanosoma conorhini
Lineage: Eukaryota; Euglenozoa; Kinetoplastea; Trypanosomatida; Trypanosomatidae
Exons: 1
Coding region: 1-1356 (451 amino acids)
Biological process (GO): dGTP catabolic process
Cellular component (GO): nucleus
Molecular function (GO): dGTPase activity
Source: RefSeq, a predicted model, not a curated record
AUGCAUCUAAGGCGACUGCGUGAAACGACCCUGUUGGAUCGUGUGCACGAACACGUCGUGCUGCCUCCUAUCAUACUGCAAGCGGUGGAUACGGCGGCGUUCCAACGAUUGCGGUCCCUGAAGCAGCUUGGCGCCUCCUCCUUUCUCUAUCCUGGGGCAGUGCACACGCGCUUCGAGCACUCCAUUGGGGUGGCACAUAUGGCGCGACACCUUCUAACGAGCAUCAAACGCCGCCAACCGGACUUGGGCAUUGACGACAAUGACGUUGACAAGGCGAUGCUCGCCGGUCUCUUCCACGACAUUGGGCACGGACCAUUCUCACACCUCUUUGAAGACGUCAUUACAACACGGUGUGGUGUAGCAUUUGAUCAUGAGGACAUGUCAGAACGCAUCACGCGGCGAGUGCUAAGGACGUUUCUCCCUCUUGAUGACGUGGAGGACGUUAUUGGCCUCAUGCGAGGCCGCUGCAGCCUGGCAAUGAAGUACGGAGAGGUAAUUAGCAACAAACGUAGUGGUAUUGACGUGGACAAGCUCGACUACUUUAUGCGGGACUCGCUCUGUUGCUUUGGGAAACCGACGCUGGACGUGCGUGUCAACCGCCUCUUCAACUCCGCACGUUUAUUGUGUGAUGAUGGGCAGUGGCAGCUAGCAUUUGAGGAAAAACUGGCGCUCUCGCUGCGUGAGCUCUUUACCCUGCGUGCGAAGCUUCACAAGAAUGUUUAUCAGCACUACGUUGUCAAGGCGAUUGGUCAUAUGAUUGGAGACAUUUUCUACUUGGCUGCGCCGCAUUUUAUGGUGGGAGGCCACACACUCCUUGAGUGUGCCACGGAGGAUGCGCUGCUGCUGAAGCUGGGCGACUGGGUGCUGGAGGCAAUUGAGAGUAGCUCGGAUGAGGCUUUGCAGCCGGCACGCAACCUCAUCGCCCGCCUUCGCGCGCGCGACAUUUAUCGCCUGGUCUUCUCUCGCACCCUCGACCCGGACGCAGAGCUGUCGCCAGGGUGGGUGCAGCGGCUGUCGACGGAGAUACUCGCGUGUGCGUCGGCGUCACGGCCAUUCACCGCGUCGGACUUUAUUGCAGAUCUGGUGGUCAUUCACCAAGGCAAGGGCCGGAGCGACCCUCUGCAGAGUGUCCUAUUUUUUAACCCAAAGCGGCCAUCGCAGCCGUUGUCGAAGAUGUCGCCCGACGCACGCUACAGCCCACUCUUUACCCCGUUUGCCUUUGAAGAACGCACGCUGAUGGUGUUUGAGCGGCAUAAUACCGCGGGCGCCGUUCGCGCGGCAUGUGAGCGACUUGUUGCGGAUGAAUCGCACCGCCGCUUCUUUGUUGAAACGCUGCCCUUUUACAACCAGUCUUGA